Messenger RNA from Trichoderma asperellum CBS 433.97, 717 nucleotides. RefSeq lists its product as uncharacterized. Lineage: Eukaryota; Fungi; Ascomycota; Sordariomycetes; Hypocreales; Hypocreaceae. The record is from RefSeq and is a predicted model, not a curated record. Gene Ontology annotation, biological process: spliceosomal complex assembly. Gene Ontology annotation, cellular component: catalytic step 2 spliceosome; U2 snRNP; U2-type prespliceosome. Gene Ontology annotation, molecular function: zinc ion binding; nucleic acid binding.
AUGGACUACCAAAACCGCGCAGGCUCCAAAUUCGGCGGCGGCGGUGUCGCCUCCCACUCCGCCACCAACGCCGACCGCCGCGAGCGUCUGCGCAAGCUCGCCCUCGAGACAAUCGACCUCGACAAGGACCCUUACUUCUUCAAGAACCACGUCGGCUCCUUCGAAUGCCGCCUCUGUCUUACCGUCCACCAGAACGACGGCUCCUACCUCGCCCACACCCAGGGCAAAAAGCACCAGACCAACCUCGCCCGUCGCGCCGCCCGCGAGCAGAAGGAAGGCAAGCAGAGCAUCGACCCUGCGACGGGCCUGCCGACCAGCGUCGCUGCGAGCCUCACGGCCAGGCGCAACGUCGUCAAGAUUGGCCGACCCGGCUACAAGAUCACCAAGAUCCGAGACCCGGUCACGCGCCAGCAGGGCCUUCUCUUCCAGCUACAGUACCCGGAUGCCACGCCCGAGCUAGCGCCCAAGUGGCAGGUCAUGAACGCAUUCACGCAGCGCGCCGAGGAGCCGGACAGGAAUUUCCAGUACCUGGUCGUCGCUGCAGAGCCGUACGAGAGCGUGGGAUUCAAGAUUCCGGCCAGAGAGCUGGACAAGCGGGAGGACAAGCAGUUCUGCUUCUGGGAUCCCGACUCCAAGGAGUAUUGGAUCCAGGUCAUGUUCAUGACGGAGCGCGAGGAGCGGUUCAACGCUGCCCCUGGUUUGACGGCCAGGAGAUGA